UCACUGUCAUUAGAUUUGUUUAAUGGUUUCACACGACUUUUCUUUUGUGUGAGGUUAAUACAAAAUAUGCUCUAGUAGCAUCUCCAAGUAAUAUUUAUCUCUAGUUAUUGUAUCGGUCUGAUAUUUCUCACAUAAUGGCGUCAGUUUCUACCGCUCCAGCGCCGGGUAUGCACCAGAUCGACUUGUCGAAGUUAAAUCUUCACCAGUUGGCUCAGCUCAAGCAGCAACUAGACCAAGAGCUAAAUGUCUUCCAAGAUUCUCUUUCAACGUUAAAGAUGGCUCAAGGCAAAUUCGUUGAGUCUGGCGAGAGCGUGGACAAAAUUACACCUAGCAGCAAGGGCAAGAGUAUUCUGGUACCACUAACAGGCUCCAUGUAUGUGCCUGGUACCAUAGCAGAUACUGAACAUGUAGUAAUAGAUAUAGGCACAGGAUAUUAUGCACAAAAGGACAUAGAAGGUGCUAAAGAUUAUUUCAAAAGAAAAACCCAGUUUGUAACAGAACAAAUGGAGAAAAUCCAAGUCAUGGGCAUUGAGAAGUCAAAGGUGCGAGAAGCAAUCUGUAUGAUGAUGGAAAUGAAGCUGCAGGCUCAAGCGCAGGCGCAGAAACCUUCCACCUCAUAACAAUGGAACUGACCCACUCACUUGAUCACAUAUUCAAAUUUACGUUGUAUUAAUACUGGUAUUAAAAAACUUUAUGAUAAAAUGUCACAACAUGCUUAAUAAGGGUUUUCAGCAAUAAUAAUGAUAUAUGUAAUACAUAUUCUAUGCAGCAGUUGGGCAGUACUAGGCUACGAGCAACACUGGCUUCCAACGCGUUGAAAGCAAGGAGUCCAAGCAAUAUCUUACCCGAAUCAUUCCUUCUGCCAUUUUUUGCAGGGGAAAGGUGCCUACAGUCACACUUCUCACUCACUACAUACAAAAUCUAAUCUGUAAUGACAACACAAACACAAAUCUUGCACACCUCAAUCUCUGUUUGUGCAUGGACGAGACACAACACGCACCAUGCUAUGCCUAGUGGGGCAUGUGCUUUGGCAGAGGGGAAAUAGUGUGAAUGCUGAUUCCCUUCCAGUGUUGCUCAAAGCUACUAAGUCAGUAAUAUUUUCUAGUACCUAUAUAUUUCAGAAAUACUUAUGUGCUCAUUCUCUUUUGUUAUGAGAAUAUCCUAGAAACUUUUUAUGAAUACUUAUUCAUUUAAAUUAUUUAUUCAUUGUCAUGUGAAUUGCUUUGUUAAGAGUUGUUUGAAAAAAUGCUUUUAUAACUAAUGUGAAAAUGCUUGUAAGGUCUAUAAUUGGAAAAUUAGAACACACAUAUUUUGUGUAUUAUAUAAUACAAUCACACAAGAUUUUUUUAUUUUGUAGCUUUGGGCCUUACAAGAUAAUUGUGUUGAUCUUCUGAAGGAGACUAAUUGUGUCUCUUCAUUGCAUUAUGAAUUAAUAAACAAUGUAACUUUA
Molecule: messenger RNA, 1450 nt
Organism: Cydia pomonella (codling moth)
Lineage: Eukaryota; Metazoa; Arthropoda; Insecta; Lepidoptera; Tortricidae
Gene: Pfdn5
Product: prefoldin subunit 5
Exons: 3
Coding region: 135-620 (161 amino acids)
Biological process (GO): regulation of DNA-templated transcription; protein folding
Cellular component (GO): prefoldin complex; cytoplasm
Source: RefSeq, a predicted model, not a curated record